AUGGACAAUACUGUAACUCUCAUCCCCUCCGACCAAGUCAUCAUUGCCGCUAAGGGCAAUCACAUCACAGCUGCAGAUAUCUCUUGCGCCCUAUUCUAUGUCAAUUCCCAGAUGCUGGCCAUGCACCUGUAUGUUGACAAGAGUUUUGCCACUGCCAUACCUGGUUAUGCAGAGACGUUCUACACCCUGAUGAAAUGGGAGAUGGAGACCUUUGCCACACCUUUCAUCAAUAUAUGUUUUAUCACCCAGUUGUCUGCUACUAUUUCUCAACUUCUCAAGGAUGUGCUCUCAACCAUGACUGCACACACAUUGGUUGACCGGCAACUGGAUGUCAAUGCCAUUUUGCAGGAUAUCCAGGCAUUGCGCCUUUCUGCGGAUUCAAACAAAUCCGAUGACUAUGACAUCACUCAUAUGCCGGACUACUUUAAUGACUGGUGGAAGGAAUCACUUGGGUGUUGCAGGGUUUCAGAUAUGUUGCCCAAGUCAUCUGUCCAAGAUGUUAUGGAUUUGGUUGAAUGGCACUUUUCACACCUUGUCAGUCCAUAA
Molecule: messenger RNA, 546 nt
Organism: Suillus plorans
Lineage: Eukaryota; Fungi; Basidiomycota; Agaricomycetes; Boletales; Suillaceae
Exons: 2
Coding region: 1-546 (181 amino acids)
Source: RefSeq, a predicted model, not a curated record